Podarcis muralis (Common wall lizard) is the source of this 1061-nucleotide messenger RNA. RefSeq names its product chromosome 5 C1orf53 homolog (gene C5H1orf53). Lineage: Eukaryota; Metazoa; Chordata; Lepidosauria; Squamata; Lacertidae. The record is from RefSeq and is a predicted model, not a curated record.
AAACAAAGCAGCUUUCCUAAAAAUCUCCCCCAAAAUAUAAUUACAAAUGAGCCUCUUACAUACGUAUGUACCGUAAGUAUGUGUGCAAACCCAAUCACUUAGUGCCCUUGCUCUCUUAUUGAAAAGACACCUAGCCACAUUCUGCAAAUAAAAAAUAUAUAUAUUUUCAUGCUAUACUACACUACACCGGAAUGUUUAAAUGCUCCUUUGAUUGUCCUUGAAUCUUCCCGCCACACUUGCCACCCUCUCCUGCCGCACCACUGCGUUAAAAUAAAGGGCCCCGAUCCUGGGUGGCUCCCAGAGCGUUUCCUAAAGCGACCCAGAGAGAGAGAGAGAGAGAGAGAGAGAGAGAGAGAGGUGGUGGGUGGAGCCCGACGCGGCUUCUUGGGCAAGGAAGUGGCCGCGGCUCCUGCCCAAGGGGGGAACCGGGGCUGGAUCCGUCCCGCUCAUGGCGGCCACGUCGCUUGCGCGCUGCUGCAGUAGCAGGGCGAUCCCCUCCAAGCCCCCGGGGCAGCGGGGCAGAAGACCGCUGAGCCACGGCCAGGCGGACGGGGAAGGAGAUCUCCCCGACGGCAGCGGCUGCUCCGCGGCCCAGCGCUCCGGGGAAGCGGGCACCUGCAAGGGCAGGGAAGGGUUAACCGAAGCGGAGAAGAGGGUGGUGGCUCUCCACGAGGAGGCAUGCGCGGCUGGGAAGCAUAACUACAUAGAUCCAGUCACUGGCUACCUAGUGUUCACCAAAGUGGCCCAUUUGCAGAGAGGACACUGCUGUGGUACUUCCUGCAGACACUGUCCAUAUGGUCAGAUGAAUGUGAAAGAUCCUUCCAAAAAGAAGCGGUUCAAUUCCUUUUUCUACGCUUGACGAUCGAAGCCUUUUGCAUCAUACCAUGAAGGGGAGGGGGAGUCAGCCAUCACUCCCAUUUCUUCCUUCUUUUCUGCCCCCUACAGCUUCCAUAUUUUGCAUAAUGCUGUUCCUUUGACCUCUGCUGUUCUGCAUCCUGAAUAUUUUCCAAUUGCAAUAAAAUAAAAACCCCAUGUGUGCUCCAGUGGCGCUGAGCCAUUGA